AUGACCAUCUACGAUACCAUUGUCAUCGGCGCCGGCAUGGCCGGCCUCACUGCCGCCCGCGAUCUCUCCACCCGCGGCCACUCGGUCCUCCUCCUCGAGGCCCGCGACCGCAUCGGCGGCCGCACCUACACCACCGACGCCUUUGGUGGGCAGUUCGACCUUGGCGGCGGCUACGUGCACUGGACCCAGCCCGCCGUCUGGUCCGAGCUCGAGCGCCACGGCCUCGCGCGCCUCGAGCCUCCCCUGGAGUCUGAAGUCUACUACCAGCUCGCAGAUGGUAAAGUCCAUACGAGCGAAAUCGAGAAGACGUAUGGACUCGUGGGGAAGCUGUUUGAGGACGCGCGCAAGAGGUUCCCGCUGCCGUGGGACGUGACGGCGGUGGAUAACAGCGACAUCAACAUGGAGACGAUGGAGGAGAGGAUCGAGGCGAUGGGGCUGUCGAAGCAUGAUGUGGAUCUAAUCAAGGGUGCGCUGAGCGGGCUUAGCCAUGAUUAUAAGAAGCAAGGGUCCACGCAGCUGUUGUUUGCGACGGCGAGUAACUUUGGGAGCUAUGCCGCGGAGCUGGAGACGGCCUCGUCGUGGUGCAUCCCCGGCGGCAUGACGAAGCUGAGCGAGGCCAUCCAGAGCAGCUCCAAAGCCGAGGUGCGACUCAACACGCCCGUCGCCAAGAUUGCCGACAGCGGCAGGGGCGUCACCGUCACCACAUGCGCCGGCGAGGCGAUCCAGUCCAAGACCGUCGUCGUCGCCGUGCCCCUCAACACCAUGCGCCUCUUGGACAUCUCCCCUGCCCUGCCAGAACCCGUACAGGCCAUGUUCAAGACCGGCAAUCCCGUCCGCGGCUCCAAGCUGUGGGUGCGCGUCCGCGGACACAUCACACCCUUCUCCGCCCUCGCCCCCCCCGGUGAGCACCCCUUGAAUGGCAUGCGCGUCGAGAAGCGCUGGGGCGACAACACCAUAAUCCUGUGCAUGAUUUCCCAGUCCGACGGCAUCAAGCACGAUGACAUCCCUGCCGUCCAGACCGCUUUGAGAAAGUUCGUCCCCGAUUUGGAGGUCAUUGACACGGCGUGGCACGACUGGAACGCGGAUGAGUUCUCGCGGGGCGGGUGGAUGAUGCACGCACCGCGGCACUUUCUCGACGGCGCCGUCGAGAUCCGCAAGGGCUAUGGAAGAAUGAGCUUCGCGGGGGCGGACAUUGCGGCCAUGGGCCCCUGUACGAUUGACGGCGCUAUGAGCUCGGGCGCCGCGGCGGCGCGUCAGGUGGAAAAGAUUCUGGAGGGGAAGCAGUGA
Aspergillus udagawae is the source of this 1287-nucleotide messenger RNA. Its product is annotated as flavin monoamine oxidase family protein. NCBI's taxonomy places the organism in Eukaryota, Fungi, Ascomycota, Eurotiomycetes, Eurotiales, Aspergillaceae. The transcript has a single exon. Bases 1 to 1287 code for a protein of 428 amino acids. Gene Ontology annotation, molecular function: oxidoreductase activity. The record is from RefSeq and is a predicted model, not a curated record.